Molecule: messenger RNA, 4771 nt
Organism: Stomoxys calcitrans (stable fly)
Lineage: Eukaryota; Metazoa; Arthropoda; Insecta; Diptera; Muscidae
Exons: 10
Coding region: 972-4472 (1166 amino acids)
Source: RefSeq, a predicted model, not a curated record
CGUACGACUUUAUAGGGCAUAAACUCAAGGCUAUGAAGAACAGCGCCCUCUAGGUGCUUAAGAAAUCACAUCGUUAAACCGGUUUUUAUAUGUAGGGGCUCUAUUAGACUAUUUAACGAUUCCAAUCCUAUUUUGCAUCAGUAUAAGAAGUUGUAAUAGAAAAUGAAUCCCUGUUUUCUCCUGUUCUUUAAUGGUUAACGAUAUGUUAACCACGAUAUGUUGUUAACCAGGCUGAAAGCCUGUUUUCGAAUCCUGGCGAGAUCAUCAGAAAAAUUUUCAGCUUUGGUCAUCCUCUUCUAAUUUCACCGACAUUUGUGAGAUACUAUGUCCUGCAUAGAAGCCAUGUUUAAACUUCCUCCCAAAGAGGUGUUGCUCAGCUGUACCCCGUUCGGACUUGGCUAUAAAAUGGAGGUCCUUAUCAUUCAGCUUAAACUUGCAUUGGACAGCACUCAUUGAUAUGUGAGAAGUAAGCCACUCUUCCUUAAUGGAAUGUUGAUGGACAAAUUUGCAAUUUGCUUUAGAGGGUUUUAGAAACGCAAUUUAAGGGGUGUUCAAACGAAUUGACGAAAUUAGCAAACACCUCAUAUAUGGUGUAGGGGGUAUAAAUAAAUGCCUAUAUAUUUUUGAUGUGCAUGUUUUCAUGUGAUAAGCACAACAAGCAUAUACGAUUAAUCAGUAACAUGAAGAAGACAGCUAAUGUUAAGAAAGAAACAUAUUAUUAAAGUAUGGUUUUUGUUUUUUUAAUAUUGCUUUCUAUAUCUGUAUUUGAAUUAUUCGAGAUCAAACGGAGAAAGACAAUCUUAAAUAGUUAGUUUAACUCUGAACGUUGAAGAAAACAGUAGUGGGUACUUUUUUCCCCUAUAUUUAACUUUGAUCGAUUAAUUCGAUUCCUUAAACUCUAAACGUUGGCGAAAACAGUAGUAUCGACUUAUUUAAAUCAACUUGUUUUUCCUUACAAUUGGAGCAAUAUAAUGCGACUAAAUUAUGUUCUGCUAGCUGCCAUACCUUUGGUUUGCUUACAAAUGGUUGGAGCCAUCGCAUCCCCUUUGGUGUGCCCUGAAGAUACCGGCUGCAUUAGGGGAAUCCUUAUGCCAGGAUAUCGAAUUGAAAACUUUGAAGCUUUUAUGGGAAUACCGUUUGCUAUGCCACCUAUUGGAGAACUAAGAUUUAGCCAUCCGCAACCUUAUCCAAAAUGGUCUGGUGUUUUAAAUGCCACACAACACAGAGAUGACUGUAUACAAAAGAACGUUCUUGUACCCAAUUCGCAUAUCAGUGGUGUAGAAGAUUGUCUAUACUUGAAUGUCUAUAGACCUAAACAAAAUGUUGAUAAACUAAAAGAACUGCCAGUCAUGGUCUAUAUUUAUGGGGGUGGCUGGUUUGCCGGUACACACAAUCCUUUGCUCUUGGGCCCUGAAUAUUUCAUGGAUACCGAGGAAGUCAUAUUGGUAACCAUCUCCUAUCGAGUGGGUAUUUUUGGCUUUUUGUCCACCAACGACUCUGUGGUGCCUGGCAACUUUGGCAUGAAAGAUCAAACAUUGGCUCUUAAAUGGGUGCAAACAAAUAUUGGCGCCUUUGGUGGAAAUCCCAAGCGGGUGACAAUAUUUGGUCAAAGUGCUGGUGGUGGUUCGAGUCACAUGCAUAUGUUGAGUAAACAUUCAGAGGGGAUAUUUCAAGGGGUGAUUGCCAUUAGUGGCUUGGCAACUAUGCCUUUGGCCUUGCAACAGGAUCCCUUGAGAGUGGCACGAGAGACUGCAAAGCAUUGCAAAGUGCCUAAUGCUGAAAAUAUAAGCUCGGAGGAAUUAUUGCAAGCUUUGCGCUCCCAGGAUUCUGAAACACUGAUGGCAGCCGUGGAUAAGUUGAAAUAUUGGGAGACAUAUCCUGUUACCCUUAAUUGUCCAGUGGUGGAAAAUUUUGAUUCUCCCAAUGCUUUUCUCACUGAACAUCCUCAUGAUAUUUUGGCCAAAGGAAAUUAUAAGCCAACUCGUUUUAUGACCGGCAUUGUGCCGGAUGAUGGAAUUGUUUUGUCUUUGCCCAUAUGGGAAUUUGAGAAUUUAAGAAAUUCCUUUAACAAGGACUUUGAUCAUCUGCUGGAAUUGGCUAUGCAGUUUCCUCAAAGUUUUAAUCGUUCUCAUGUGGAGUCGUCCUUAAAGAAGAUAAUCGAUGAAUAUUUUGAAGGAAAACACGAAUUGAGUAAGCGGGGUAUUUUGGAUGUUUAUACAGAUAACACUUUUGCCUAUCCAUUUUAUGAUGUUGCCAGAACUUUUGUACAAACCGUAGACACCCAUGAAUAUCCCUUAUAUUUAUAUAACUUUAAUUACAAAGGGCCCUACUCCUUUUCAUCGGUAUUCAGUGGAAAUAUGCCCAAUCUGAAAUAUGGAGUUGGUCAUUGCGAUGAGCUGAUGUAUUUGUUUAGAAUGCCAGCUAUUUUUCCUGAUUUUCCCAAAAAUUCUACCGAGGCUAAAGUAAGCGAAUUGAUGGUGAAGAAUUUUGUUGAUUUUGCUGCUAAUCGUGUCUCCAAACAAAAUCCCAUAUGCACUCAAGCAGAUUUCGAGAAUUCGGAUUCAAAGGAUAGGAUUUGUAAUUAUUUGUCGUAUAGAAAUGGUCCUUCAAACUCAUAUGUGAUUGAAAGUGAUAACAAAUUCAAUGUCCACCGCAUGCGCAUAUGGGAUGAGAUUCUUCAAAAUAAUAUCCGUUUCCUUUGCCAAAAGAUGACAAAUGUUUUGCUAAAAUGUCUGCUAAUGAUUAUAAUCCCAUUGGCGUAUGCCCUUAGCCAGGCUCUUACCACACCAUCGUAUGACAGUUCUGGCUAUGAGUAUAAACCACCACAGCCCAAAGUUUGUAGCCCAUAUGCUGGCUGUAUGCUGGGUAAACUUAUGCCAGGAUAUCGAAUUGAAAAUUUUGAAGCCUUUUUGGGAAUACCGUAUGCUUAUCCCCCAAUUGGAGAGUUAAGAUUCAGUCAUCCAAAAGCCUAUCCUCGCUCAUUUGAAGUCAUUAAUGCCACAGAAACCAAGUCUGACUGUAUACAAAAGAACACAUUAGUGCCCAAUCCCCAGGCCAGUGGGGCAGAGGAUUGUCUCUAUUUGAAUGUAUAUAGGCCAACACACCGCCAUUCCAGGGACAAAUUACCGGUCAUGGUCUACAUACAUGGCGGAGGUUGGUUUGCUGGCUCUUCCCAUCCCGCCCUGGUGGGUCCCGAAUAUUUCAUGGAUACCCAGGAAGUUAUUUUGGUUACUUUCAAUUAUCGCUUGGGUGUCUUUGGCUUCUUAUCCACCGAGGAUGCAAUUGUGCCCGGCAAUUUUGGUUUGAAAGAUCAAACAUUGGCCCUUAAAUGGGUACAAAAGAAUAUUGUGGCCUUUGGGGGAAAUCCCAAUCAGGUGACAAUAUUUGGACAAAGUGCAGGUGGUGUGUCAGCUCAUAUGCAUAUGUUAAGCAAACAUUCUGAAGGUCUGUUCCAAGGAGUCAUCUCUAUGAGUGGUCCAGCAAAUGUGCCAUUUGGCAUACAACCCAAUUCUUUGAAAUUAGCCCGCUUGACAGCCAAAUAUUCGAAUAUAGACAAUGCCAAUGAAUUGAGUACAGCAAAAUUGGUGAAGGCCCUAAGGACAGUUGAUGUGGAAACUUUACUUAAAGCUGCUGAUGCUAUAAAAUACUGGGAUGUAGAUCCGCUAACCGUUUACAGACCGGUAGUUGAAAAUUUCAAUUCCAGUGAUGCUUUUUUCACCGAGAAUCCAACGGAUAUAUUUAGACGAGGAGAUUACAAAGCUGUGCCUUUUAUGACUGGAAUUGUGCCUGGCGAAGGAGCUGUACGUGCUGUGGCCAUUCUAGAGCAAAAAGCAUUGCGUAAAGCUUUCGACGCAGAUUUCGAUUAUCUUUUGCGAGAAUUUUUGGAGCUGCCACCUCAUUUUAAUAGUUCACGUCUGAGGAUGACUAUAACGAGGGUUAUUGAUGAGUACUUUGAGGGAAGACAUGAGCUGCUAAAUCAAGGAUUUGUUGAUGUUGUUACAGAUCGUGGCUUUCAUCAUCCCUUCUACAAUGCCAUCAAAAUACACCUUAGUACUGUUAGCACUUUGAAAUCUCCUUUGUAUUUGUAUUACUUCAACUACUCUGGACCGCAUACGUAUGCCACACUUUAUGCUGGUGGUGCAAGCACCACACCCUAUGGCGUGGUACACUGUGAUGACUUGAUCUAUUUGUUUAGAUCGCCCAUAUUAUUUCCUGAUUUUCCUAAGGACUCCACUCAUGCCAAUGUAAGCAGGGCUUUUGUAAACUAUUUUGUAACAUUUGCCAAAAACAGCAAACCUUAUGCUCUGAAGCAAUGCCAGGCCUCUCAAUUUCCCCCACACUCCGAUACUAGCAUCUGUGAUUAUGUGUCCUUUCAAAAUGGACCCAAUGAUUCAUUUCGAAUGAAAUCAGCCAAUGAUUUUAAUGUACGACGUAUGCAUUUCUGGGAUGAUAUUUUAAGUGAAGAAGUGUGACCAGGGAAGUGGAAGUCAAUUUAGGGAAUGCAAGUGUUCAUAAGCUAAGCCACCAAAAAUAAAUAAACAUCUAUUAAGUUUAAGUAAGUUUUCUAUAAGACAUGUAUAUAUCUUAUGUAUUUAUUUUAUUAUUAGGAUUUUUUAUAUGUGUGUGUAGUUAAGAUCAUUGUUGUUUUAGUUAAUUAGUCUAAGAUCUAAGACAUUGUAAAUACUUAGUUAUGCGGCAUUACAUUUUGUAAGGGUUUGUUAAUAUAAACGCAAUUUUCAUUCAAUAUCCAUAUCAUCCAAACGAGAUCGUA